AGCAGUCACCAUAUUCAGACUUGAUUGAUUGUCAGAAGAAUUGCGUUUAAUUAACAUUACUAAGCUGAUAUUCAAAUAAUAAGGUAUGCCGUGUGCAGCACUCUCCUUAUGUAUUUUAGUACAGUAGCCAUGUAAGCGUAUUGGGUCAGUGCAUUAACGCGCUGCAGAUCAGCUGGGUCUGACCGGCCACCGCCUCCACAGGUGUUCAGGAUUGAUGCCAGGUAAUUAACUGGUCCAAUCACACAGAACGAGUUUGGAGAAGUGAGGUGAACGGCAGAAGGACGCAUUCCCCACGGGAACUAAUAAACACCUCGUUAAACAUGAUCAGAGGACCACCUAAUGGAUAAACCCGGGAGCAAGAGAAAACGAACUCAUCCUGCAGUCAAAUCAUGUGAGACACCAGCGCCUGAGCAGCCCGGACAUGAGCAUGAAGACAGACCGAGGCGUGGCUCGUCUCCUGAAACUGACAGUGAGCUGCAGGCUUCUCUUCAUUCUCAGCAGUCUGUGGCAUGUUUUCUCAGGCUUCAGAUUAGAACAUCCUGUCGGCGCUUGUGCGAACUCCUGCCCUUUGUCAGUGGUCAUUUAGACACAGCCACCACUCUGGAGCUCACAGCUAAGUACAUGAGCUACCUGAAGCAGACUCUGCCUCAGGACGUUCUGACUAAAGUUCAUAAAGCGGUUGAGGAGAAUAUGAAAAGUUCUUGGAAAAAACCAAGGAAACCACCCAAGAAACGAAAAACAAUCAGGCUAAAGAGGAACACCUCACAGAUAGCAAAGCCAUCUGCCAAGAAGUCAACUAAGGUUCACAUUUCUAGGAGACAAAGGCCUACUUGGCACAAGAACUCUGAAGAAGUAAAUCAGCCCUCCAUCUCAAUAAGCUUGCCUCUGAUGAUGGAUCAAGCUCUUUCCCCAGCUGAGGGCCCAGCCACAGUCCAUGCCCCGCCGAUACUGUUGGACAAAUCGGCUGUUCCCCGGGGACAAAUGCUACCAGUGUGCCAGAAUCAAUUCCCAGCUGCCUCAUUUCAGUCAGUGGAAAAUAACUGGAUGAACUCAUCUUCAGCAUUCCCGAGCCCCGCCUCUAGUUCCUUUACAUCAGCGGUGAUCGGCCAGACCUUCUUGGAGCCAUCCUCAAGCCACGCUGCAGCGCUGGAGAUUUGGGAUGGCAGCGCAGGCCUGGCAAACCCUGCUGCUCUGCCACCAGCAAAUGUCAGCCAACCCUACAACGCACCAGAUCAGGCCUCAGUGAUGACUUUGAUCUUGCCUCUCGCAGAACACAGCCAGGGUCAUGCACCUCUAGCUGGUCUGAAUGAAAACACCCCUGCAGUAGAUGUUAUGAAUCAGGCGUUGGUUCCAUUGGUGGCGUUUCAGGGUGCGACUCUAAGCUCCGAUGUGACAUCUGAGAGGUUAGAUCUGUCCGUGUCAGACACUCCAUGCAACUUAAGACCCCUCGAGCAGAGCAGCCUCUGUAGCUUUAGCCCUUGGACUCACAGCUCACAGGACACCGUCAGUCCCUUUUGGCUGGAUUUGCUGUUGGAUACCAAUGACAGCUUGUGUGUCCUUGAUGCUCCUGUUGAAAACAUUGCUCUCUCUCCCUACAAAGACCCCAGCUAAACAAAGUCUGAAGACAUCACCAAGAAGACACUAACAUUAAUGCUCCUAUUUUGCAGGUUUGAUUAGUGAAAUAUUAAAGAAACAGUGUGUUUAUAAAUUUUGAUUGAUUUGCUUUGGUCAGUAUGGCAUUUUGAGAGGAGGUUAGUACAAUUUAUUUGUUGACAUUCUUUCACAUACAUUAUUGAAGUGGAGUGCUAUUGAUUUUGUUAUUUGGUUGAGGCAUUAAACAAUACAAUGCCAUUUUCAAAUGGGUGCAAUCGAAAUGAUUCAAAUGCAUUAUGGUAGAUCUUAUUGUUAAAAAUGUACAAACAAUGUAGCCUACUGAAUUUGUUUUGCAACAUAGCUGUAGUUAGUUAAGACCAUUGUUAAUAAAUCCAUGCAUUUA
Messenger RNA from Myripristis murdjan (pinecone soldierfish), 1996 nucleotides. RefSeq lists its product as uncharacterized. The transcript is spliced from 7 exons. Bases 340 to 1611 code for a protein of 423 amino acids. NCBI's taxonomy places the organism in Eukaryota, Metazoa, Chordata, Actinopteri, Holocentriformes, Holocentridae. Gene Ontology annotation, molecular function: protein dimerization activity. The record is from RefSeq and is a predicted model, not a curated record.